CCUCCAGGAGCCUCUCCCCAGCCAUGGACAAGCCCAGUCUUCCAGAGCUCCAACAGCCCCUGUUGGCAGGUGUAGGCUGCGAGUCCCCAGUCCAGAAGCCUGGCGAGCCAGAGCUGGGGUCCCCCUUUGGAGAGACAGCCUUUGCAGAGUCCCUGACAGGUUGGCAGUUCCUGCCACCACCUCUUUCCUCUGUGAGCGCUUGCCUGGGGGAGCCAGGGCCUGCUGACCUUGAGGAUGCAUCAUCCAGUGACAGUGACUCGGACUGGGAUGGGGGCAGCCUUCUCUCCCCGCUCCUACCCCAUGACCACCUCAGCUUGGCCGUCUUCUCCAUGCUGUGCUGUUUCUGGCCUGUGGGCAUUGCCGCCUUCUGCCUGGCCCAGAAGACCAACACGGCCUGGGCCAAGGGGGACGUCCAGGGGGCAGGGGCUGCCUCCCGCCGCGCCUUCCUGCUGGGGGUCCUGGCCAUCGGGCUGGGCGUGUGCACAUACACAGCCGCCCUGGUGACCCUGGCUGCCUACCUCGCCUCCCGAGACCCGCCGUAGCCGCUGGUGUGGCCCCCCCUGUGAAGCAGAGGCUGGCCACCCACGUCCCCGGGCAGAGUGGAGAACCUGGUCCUGGUGGUUGUGGUGGCGGUGGCAUCCCUUCCUGGCCGCUACGAUGUGAGAUUAAAUACCAGACACGCAGCCAAACUUGUGUCCGUCUGUGUGUGGGGGGACGUGGGGCUGGGGGUGCCUGGCAGGCUAUCCCCAGGGUGCUCCCGUGCACCUCAGAGCCAGAGAAGGGGAAAGCUGAGGGGCUGAAGGUUUGCAGGUUACAGAAUGUUCUUUUCACCGCCGAGGUGGUCAGUGGAGAAUUAGAGCUGGGCGCCAAGUCCUUACUCCUUCACAUUGGCUGUACGACCGACCUCGGCCCGAGACUUCUCGUUGAGCCUCGCUUUUUCUCCUCUGCAAAAUGGGUCUAAUUUUUUCCAUACCUGGGAGCCGUGGUGAGGGCCAAACAGGCCAUACACGUAAACGGCAAGUGGCAGAAGAAACUCAACUCGGACUCAACUGCCUUACGCAAGAAAAGGGAAGAAAGUUGUGACAGAACAGGAUUCAGGGUCUCAAAUGAUGUAAACGGUCUGGUCUUUCUACCUCUUGGCCCUCUUUCCUUUCUGGCUUCAUCUAGCAGGCUUCCCCUUCCAGGGGCCCUGGCAGCUCAGGUGCCCCCGUUGAAUCAAAUGGCCUGAGACUAGGAGGGAUGGAGCCUCACGGUAACAUCAAACUGCUGGCACCCAGCAGGCAAAACGGACGUCUGCCCUGAGCGCUUAGCACAGGCACACAGAUGUGCUCACUCAGCGGGGCCCACUGUUACCAAGUAAUGGAGUGACAGGCCGCUGUUUUCUCACUCCGUCUACUGCCAUCCUAGUGGACCUCGCUAGGACCCUUCCCCAUUUGACAUUCCCCAGAGUGUCUCUCGGAGCAUAAUUCACGUAUACACAAACUUUCUUCUUGGUUUCUGGGGAAGAAAACAACACUGGUCCAAAGCGGCAGUUGUGGGGACUGUGUGAACACGUGAAGCACGCAACAGAGGGCCCAUCGCAAACCCGCAAACAUCAGUGACUGUCAGGAUAUGGAGACCACGUGGCCCAGCUGUGGGAGAAAUUCACUGCGGGAUGCUCACGUUCUUGGCUCCUGCCCACUAAAUAAAAGGGUGGGGGAACAGUCAAGUGGUGACUAAAAAUGCCCUUCACCCACAUUUCCAGAUGCCCCUGAGGGGGUGCCACCAGCCCUGAUAGGCGCCAGGCCUCGGGCACCCCACUUACAGAUGAGGAAAUGCAGUCUGCUGUGGCAGCCUCCCCCUGGGUUGGUUCGGACAGUGAGGGCCUCGGACCAGGCUGAGUGGGACUUGGGCUCCAUUGCUGGACAACUAACUGGCUUCUGAGCUUGUUUCCUCAUUUUAAAACUAUAAUAACAGCCCCACCACACGGGGCUGUUGGGGUCAGAGCCAGAUUCUCCUCCGAGCCUGCAGGGCCCAUUCUGUCCCGACCAUCUCUUCCCUCUCCUGCCCCCACUGGCUCUGCUCCAGUCACACCGGCCGCCUUGCUGGUCCUCGACCCUCCACAGGGACUUAUUCCCCACGUGUCCAUGAG
Molecule: messenger RNA, 2131 nt
Organism: Pteropus alecto (black flying fox)
Lineage: Eukaryota; Metazoa; Chordata; Mammalia; Chiroptera; Pteropodidae
Gene: TMEM91
Product: transmembrane protein 91
Exons: 3
Coding region: 24-542 (172 amino acids)
Cellular component (GO): membrane; intracellular membrane-bounded organelle
Source: RefSeq, a predicted model, not a curated record